Monoraphidium neglectum is the source of this 666-nucleotide messenger RNA. RefSeq lists its product as hypothetical. The annotation marks the transcript as partial. The transcript has a single exon. The record is from RefSeq and is a predicted model, not a curated record. Lineage: Eukaryota; Viridiplantae; Chlorophyta; Chlorophyceae; Sphaeropleales; Selenastraceae.
GGCGGCGGCGCGGCGUCGUUGGCGGCGGCGGGGAAGAAGCGGCGGGAGGAGGGCGGCGGCGGCGGUGGCGAGGGCGGCGGCGCGGAGGCGCGGCCGCAGAAGAAGCAGCGCAAGAAGGAUGGCGCAGGCGGCGAUGGAAGCAUUGCAGAGGCCGCGGAUGCGGCUCCAGCGGCUAGCAGUCAGAAAGCCAAGAGGGAUAAGAAAGCCAAGGGGGAGACCGAAGGAGCAACGCCGGCGGCAGCGGCGGGCGACGGAGACAGCGGCGCGGGUGGUGUCAAGGCGAAAAAGAAGAAAGAGAAGAAGCAGGUGCAAGCUGCAGCGGCCGGCGAGGAGGAGCCGGCAGCGGCCCAGCAGCAGCAGCAGCAGCAGCAGCAGCAGCAGCAGCAGCAGCAGCAGCAGCAGCAGCAGCAAGAGGUGCCCAAGCCCAAGAAGCAGCGCCAGCCGCACGUGAGCGGCGACGCCUUGGACGACUUUGACUUUCUGGCAGCGGAUGCGGAAGAGGGCCGGCAGGCUGGGGGCAAGAGGAAGCAGACAGCGGGAAAGAGGGGCAGUGACGGCCACCACGGCAGCCACCACGGCGGCGACGGCGGCGGCGACGGCGCAGCCGACGGGGAGCCGCCGCGGCGGCAGGGGAAGAAGGGGGGCGCAAAGGUCGUCAAGUUUUGA